Molecule: messenger RNA, 591 nt
Organism: Clonostachys solani
Lineage: Eukaryota; Fungi; Ascomycota; Sordariomycetes; Hypocreales; Bionectriaceae
Source: the annotation of a GenBank genome assembly
AUGGACCUGGAGAGCGGGCAGGGCCAGCAGCCAGCAGGCACACUGAGCUGGCGGCUUAGUUCGCACCCCAUUACCCUUCUGACUUUCCUUACUUUCAGAAUAUCCAGUGUUCUCGUCUAUUUCCUCGGAUUAUGGAUAAUCAAGAGCAUGAUCAUGACCUUCAUCAUCACGAUUCUCCUACUCGCGGCCGAUUUCUACUACCUGAAGAAUAUUGCGGGACGACGCCUUGUAGGUCUGCGAUGGUGGAACGAGGUCGACGCUGCGACAGGCGAUUCCAAGUGGGUGUUUGAGAGCAGCGACCCGGCGACCAGGACCAUCAACGCCACGGACAGCCGGUUCUUCUGGCUGUCGCUAUACGUGCAGCCUGUACUCUGGAUAGUCAUGUUCAUCUUGGCGCUGGUGAGGUUCGCCUUCAUGUGGCUGCCGCUCGUCAUCAUCGCUCUGGUCCUCACCAUGAUGAACACCCUGGCCUUCUCGCGGUGCGACAAGUUCAGCCAGGCCUCGAACAUUGCAGGCAGCGCCUUCAGCGGAGGCAACCUCGCGGGCAGCAUUGCGACCAACAUGGUCUCUCGCUGGUUCACUCGCAGCUAG